AUGUUUUUUGAUUACCCUUCACUCAGCCUUCUUCAUCUCACUUUUCUUUUCUUUUCCACCUCCUUUAUUCUUACUUCACUUGAGCUCUUGCAGACACGCCGUGCGUGCAGACUUGCAAUGAGCGACAGUCAAAUGGACUGCACGGCUGUGUGGCCCAGCCAGGUGCAAUACGUGGACGCAGGUGAACGGACACUUCUGUACCGUAGCAGGCGAGGAUGUGUUUACCGCGUUUUCUCGAAAGAGCGAAAUGAGUGGCUUGUGCUGAAAGAGGAGGAAGUCCUUGAGCCCAACAAUCUCGUACGCGCGGUGACGGCGGUGCAGAGUUUGCAAUCACAGUUCCUUCUGUAUCACUAUAGCGUUCGCGUUCAAGACGGCCGCAUGGCGGCGCUGCUGAUGGAACAAAUGGACUUUACCCUCCGCGAUGUGCUGGCAGUCCAAAGCCGACUUGCAGAGGCGCAAGUGAGGGCAAUUGCGCUGGUUGCCCUAAAUGCUCUGGCAGACCUGCACGAAAGGGCUGGAAUGGUUCACGGGGAUCUGAGCCCGGCGAAUAUUUUUUUUAGGCGAACUGGGGAAAUGCGCCUCGGUGAUUUUUCUAGUGCCGUCCCCAUUGACGCUGCGGUGGAGUAUUUUGCUAGCACGGUGUUGUACUCUCCUGUGGAAGCGUUGCGAAAUCGGCAGCUGGUCUCCAGACCCAGUAGUGACAUUUGGGCGCUCGGUGUCGUGCUGAAUCACUGCGUUAGCGGUGAACGUCAUCCCUUUGUCGCCGCGGGGGCCAGCGAUUUCUGGAAAUUUCUGUCAGAAUUAGCCGAGGCAGAGGAAGAGACUCGCCGGUUACAGCUCCAGACUCACAUCAGCGGUGAGUUUAGCGAAUUACUAAGUGGGAUGCUGUCCUGGAAUCCUGCGUCCCGCCCAACCGCAAAGGAAUUGCUUAACAGCCGCUGCCUUUCGCAGAUGAGCAUGUGUUCCGCCAGAGAAACAUUGUGGUCCUUGGUUUCUGAGCAUUGUAGUCUGAGAAGUUAA
This is a messenger RNA of Trypanosoma brucei brucei TREU927, 1020 nucleotides long. Its product is annotated as protein kinase, putative. The transcript has a single exon. Gene Ontology annotation, molecular function: protein serine/threonine kinase activity; ATP binding. Lineage: Eukaryota; Euglenozoa; Kinetoplastea; Trypanosomatida; Trypanosomatidae. The record is from RefSeq and is a predicted model, not a curated record. Gene Ontology annotation, biological process: protein phosphorylation. Gene Ontology annotation, cellular component: cytoplasm. Bases 1 to 1020 code for a protein of 339 amino acids.